Messenger RNA from Rotaria socialis, 1173 nucleotides. Lineage: Eukaryota; Metazoa; Rotifera; Eurotatoria; Philodinida; Philodinidae. The record is from the annotation of a GenBank genome assembly.
AUGUUUAACAACAAUGACGAGCGAGCUAUCAUCGAAUUUGACGAUACAACUCGUGCAUGGAACGAUUGGAAAUAUGGAAACGUUAUUCAAAACUCGAUUGUUCACGAAAAAUUCAGUAUUUCAUUAGUAGAAUGUACAAAAUUAUAUAUGGCACAUAGUGAUGUUUGCGAACAUAUGGACCGAGCUACAUCAUUCGGAACUGUUGAUAUACCAUCGCUUGUUACCGAAGCACCUGAAAUAAGUAUACAUUGUCAUGUAUGUCGAAAAUAUCAAGGUCAACUUUAUCCAUGUCGUACCUGUGGAAAAGUCUAUCAUCAAAAAUGUAUUAAAGAUAUUGGAGAAAUAAAAUCAUUUCAUUCUAUGGAAAAUGCGACUCACAAGAUUUUAGGAUGGAGUUGUCCAAUAUGUGAAGACCUUCGAGUACUUUUAUCACCGCAAGAAUUAGUUGAAACUAAUGAAUGGAUUCAAUCAUUAGAUAGUCAAUCUAUUAUUAACCUCGAUACUUAUAUAAAAAUACGUACUAAAUCAAAAUUAUCUGAAGUUUUCUAUUCAGAUGAAUUACAUAAUCAUAUAAAAACUAUCUUAGAAAUCUUUCUACAUACUAUAACUGAUAUAACAUCGAAUCGUUUAUCUCAGCUAGAUUUACUCAUUCUUGAUAUUUGUAUGAAAAUUUUUCAUACACCAGUAAAAUCUCUUGUUCAUGCAUUAACAACAUUUGAACUCUAUCGGCUUAGUCAAUUAUUUAUUUCCUUAUCAUCGGCAGAUAAUCGAUGUGCUAGUUAUAAUAAAUCCAAUGAAUUUUUUAACACUUAUCUACUGGCAAUAAUUCCUGAAAUAAAUUCUAAUGAAAAACAGUUGCAUUUAGAAGCAUUGCUCUAUAGUUUUUUGGGUAUCCCGACAAAAUUCGAUCAAACAUGGACCCAAUUUCUACUUAAUGCUACUAUUCCAACAUUACUCGGACGAUACAAUCAUCGAAGACCACCGGAUUUUAUUAAUCGAAUUAUUUCUAUCAAAGGAUCGACUAGUCCAACAAUAGAAAAUCUUAUAGAACAAAAUGCUAAUCAAUCGUUAGCAAUAUUGAUGAAUCAUAUUUUUCAAAAACUUAAACAGAUUAUUGGUGAUACGACGAAAGAUUAUCUUGGAUUUGGUCGAAAAGAAAAACGUCGAAACUGA